Sphenostylis stenocarpa is the source of this 348-nucleotide messenger RNA. The record is from the annotation of a GenBank genome assembly. Lineage: Eukaryota; Viridiplantae; Streptophyta; Magnoliopsida; Fabales; Fabaceae.
AUGGACCCCCUAGCUUGCUUCCCACCAAGCUCCCCAUUCGCACAUUCUGCUAAGGAAAUGCUUAAUGCAAAUUCAGGGGCCAGUGCCCUGUCCCUCCCUACAUUGGACGAAGCUUUCGACAAAAAAGAUACCACAGCAGAAACUAGAAAAAUGUUUCUGCUCUCGUCAAAAUUUCAGCGAUCUAAGAAUGUCAAAUCAUUGCUAAAACAACUACUGGACAACCAGAUCAAUCAAAACGAUGGAUUCGAUUUUCAUCAAUUUGUCCUGGAGAAUGGGUACACCGUACACGAGGACAUGCGAACCGGCCUCCCCCAACUUCAGACUAGCACAGAACAUCAAGCAGAAUGA